AUAUAUUAAAGCUAGAGAGAGUAAACAAAAGCUGUGUAAGAGGUAUCAGUAAAGGCAAAUGCAUAAUUGGAGGAUCACAAGGGAUGGGAAAAAAACAGCACCACCAGGGGAGGCUCUGGCAAAUACUUCCCUUUCAUAAUCUCCGACUUCGACCAAUCAGCACUCAGAAGAACCCCCCUCCAGAGCGCCCCUCCUCCGAAACUCCAUGCCUGUCUGUUUAUAGAGCGCAUAGAGAAGAGAAAGAUAGAGAGAGAGAGAGAGACGGAGAGGAAGUGUAGUACACACUCAAUCUCUGCGAGAGAGCGACAGAGAGGAAAAGGAGGAAGACCUGUAAAAUUCAGAGAGCAAAUCGGAGGAAAGAGAGAAAAAAAAAGGAUGGAUGCUGAGGAGGAAAAAUGUUGAUAAGAGACCAGGAUCUAAAAGCGGUACCAAAAAGAUCAUGAUCUUUCUUUGUGCUUAAAUCUUUUCACCAGUUUCUCCAGAUGCCACGUGGACACUGGAAGCUCAAAAGUCACCAAGAGUUAGUAGCCCUAGAUGUCCUUUGUCAUUUGAACAAAAUGAGCAGACAAAAUGUUAUGUCUAAAAUUUAAGGACUACUUUCUUCUGGUUCUGGAGCAACACUGACAAACAACUGCGCCAUGUCUGUAUCUUCUGGCUAAAACAAACAUCAGAUUGAUUGUACUGUGGACUGUUUUUGUGGACCAGUGCACAUGUGACACUUUGUGUGCCUGCUGUUUAGCUGAGGGCAAGAUUAUACUAACUGAACUGGACAGGAUGCUGACUUUCUCAAAAACAUCCUCCAGCCUGCGGCAGCGAGCUGACUCUUGAUUUAAGACUUCUUCUGUUCCGUCUCAGAUGUCAGGACUGCAAAACAACACCAACUGUUAAAAGGAUGGUGCACAGAAGGCUGGGCUCAGCCUUGAGGACGGGACAAAAACAAUUGCUUUCCCUUUCAUGACUUGAAUGACCAACUCUCUCUACUUGAGAAUGGACUAAAAAUCUGGGGCAGCAUUCGAAAUUCAAACAAGAGUUAUGAGGCGGGAUAUUUGGAGUAACUGUUGGCAACCUUAAGGAUAGAAACACCUAGCCAAGACGACAGCUUUGACUCAAACAGAGAGUGGACCUCUACCCCGGUGAAACUGGCUGCUCUGAUUCCCAAGCAAAGCAUCCUGACGGCACAAUGCUGUGUGCUCAGGGUGUGGCCGCACCCCUAAUGCUGAGCUCUUUUCUGCUGCAGCUAGUCAGAGCCAAUCUCCCUUCUGGCUGCCUGAUUGCAUCCGAUAUCCUGAGCUGCACCAAUCUUGGCCUCGACCAAGUCCCGGCAGAGUUGCCCGUAAUGGUCGCAACUCUGGACUUCAAUCACAACUGCUUAGAACGUCUUGAGGAGGGUUGCUUCGCUGGUCUGCCCAAUCUUGACACAGUACGGUUAGCCCACAAUCAGCUGAGCAGACUCACUCCUGGAACCUUCCGGAAUACAAGCAACAUACGCCAUCUGGACCUUUCCUCCAAUCAACUGAACAUUAUAGAAGAACACUACUUUCAAGAGUUAGUAGGAAUCAAGGAGUUACUCCUUUACAACAACCACAUAGUGAGGGUAGAAAGCAAAGCCCUGAGUGGUUUGAGCAACCUCCAAAAAGCCUACCUAAGCCAUAACAGACUGACAGAUUUCCCCUUCUUUUCUAUUCAAGAACAUGCCAAUCUCACGACUCUGGAUCUAAGUUCGAACCGUAUGCCCAACCUUCCUGUCAAAGACAUUGAAGCUCUAAAGGAAAAUAUACAGAAAGUGUUGUUCCUGCACAACAAUAGCCUAAUCUGUGACUGCUCCAUGUACAGCCUGUUUAAACAAUGGGAGUACAGAGGUUUUACCUCAGUGACAGAUUUUUGGGAGGAGCAUACGUGCUUGAUUUACGGUGAGCAACGUGCCAUGGUGCGUUUUCUCAAGCAUGUACGAUACUUUGAGAAUUGCAAAAUAAAACCUCCAGUGAAGAAAGUUAGUAUGGAGGCAUACGCUGGGGACUCAGUGAUGUUAGAUUGUAUAACAUCAUUAAAGGGAAAGCAUCUCAACUAUUCGUGGGUAUCCCAUCGUUACGGAUACAUUGCUCCUCCUUUUAGUAACAAUACACUGCGAAUGUAUUCAAAUGGUUCUUUGGAAAUCUUGGCACUACAGAUAAACGACUCUGGGGUGUACUUGUGCAUGGUUCAAAACCAUCAAGAGUCAAGCAACGAUUCUCUUGAAGUUAAUGUAACCGUGCAUAUCCGCCGUCAAGAAGGGGAGCCCUUCAACACUGGCUUUACAACCCUUCUGGGCUGCGUUGUCAGCCUGAUUUUGGUCCUUAUGUACCUCUUCUUGACACCCUGUCGCUGCUGGUGUCGCAAACAGCCUCUACCAGCAACGCCGAACCUUGCGAACGAAUGCAGUGCCCAGUCGUCUAUCCUGACACCCACGCCACCUGCCACCACGGAGGGCCCCGGCCGCAAGAUGUGUCAAUCCAGACCAGCGGUCACACAGCAGCCUCUUGCUCCUGACAUAUGGACCACUCAUGCAUUUCCACAAUAAUCUCUGCAGAUAAGAUGACAAACACACCUCGGGCCGUAACCUCCUUUUCACUGCAAGAAGCCAUACAACUUCACAGUCUCACAAUAAUAUUUCUUUGUAAUUCACCAGACUUUUCCUGAAAACACUGCCCACGCACUGUGUAUCAGCAAGGGAACGAAAACAAUGGUGAUAAUUCAAUGAAAGACAAUGAUGUUUACAACUUCUGGUUGGAAAAUCAUGUUUGUAAAUGCCACAUCAAUCUUUCCUUAUUUCCUGUUUAAAGCAAUAAUGAAUGAGACCGAUGUAGACUAAAUGACAAAAUAUGAAUCCCUCCCUCUGCCUGGAAUGCUAAAAUGGUAUUCUGACUGUGAAUGUGAUUUGUAAUGAUGCAUUGUGGGAAUGACAUGACAGCAUGGCACUGACUUAAGACUUGAAAUAAGGCAAGGUGGGAAAAAAAUAAUAAAUAAAAUGUCUUAAAUACAGAAAAUCAAACCCACAGUUUGUCUUAUUCAAUAUUUACAUGCACAAGUCAUUAAAGACUUUUGCAUAGAUAUGAAAGGCCAGACUUUGAUACCUGAAGACAAAUUAAAUAACAACAAAAUGUGCAGCUAACAAGCUGUUUUCUUAGUAUAGCGCUCAACCAGUGCUGCACAAUAUUAGAAAAUAAUAUUGCUAAAAUGCGUUUUUCUGUGAUAUAAAGUGUGAACUCUUUUACUUAAGUUUUCAAUAGGUCAUAUCAGGGUUAUUACAGUUAACUAAAACUAAAACCAUGAAGUAAAAAAUAAAUCUAAUAUUUGAAACAAAUGUUGACAACAAACAUUUAAUAAAUACAGAAAAUAACAGGUUUCCCUUAUUUUAGCAAGUUAAGAAAGCAACAUUGCUCACUUUAAAUAUGAAUAAAAAUUCUAAUAGUAUCUCAAUGACACUUAAAAUAACACAGGGCCACACUUUCACUAUUUUGAACCAUUCAAUAUGGUAAGAAUAAGAAUAUACUGUAAAAUCAAAAACAGAGUAUUAAAAUGUAUAGUACAACAGUAAAACUUUUGAUUUUCAGUGUCACACUGUAAAUAUCUGGUUAAGAUAUCCCCCACUCUUCAUAACUUUAAAUAUCAAAAUAACAUAAAUGAAUAAGCAUAAUUAAUGGAUGAAUGAAUAAUAAUAGACAGAUGAACCAAAGAAUAAACUAAUUAAUUAAUGAAAGAACAAUAUGGUGCCAACAUAUAGAAUAAAUAAGCAGAUGUUACAUUUACAACAUAGGCUCUGCACAAAGAAAAGAAUAACAAUUUCUAAAUAUCUAUUUUACACAUUAAAUUUUUGGCUGGUAAAACACUGGAAGCCAGUGGCAAAACUAGGUCACCACUCCCAUCAUAAUCAAUGAAGCUGUCCACACAACUACUAGUAGUGUAGACAACAUCAUUGAUUCAAACGGCACUGAUCUAGUUUUGUCACACUGCAAUGCAUCACUUGCUUUCACUAGAAACACUUCUGCAUGAAUCUGAGUACAAAUGAUGUGAAAGGCGCUGAAACUAUCCUGAAGGAUUUCUGAACCUGAGUCAGUGCACAUACCUAAUACGACGGCUGAAGAUACUGCACUGCUCAUGUCAAAGCUUUGAUGUCUGACUCGAUACUUGUCAGUUUGAGACUGUUUGAGGCUCAACACCAAUAGCCUACCGUUUUUUUUCCCUCCUUCUUCUUUUCUGAAUAUAUUUUAUAUUUCUUUUUCAUAUUUUUUUAAUCUAUUUUUAGAUUAAAAUUUUAUUUUUGUGAAACAUUAUUACAAUUUAAAAUAACAGUUUUCUACUGCAGUAUAUUGUAAAAGGUAAUUUAUUCCUGUUAUCAAAGCUGUAUUUUCAGCAUCAUUACUCCAGUCUUCAGUGUCACUUGAUCCUUCAGAAAUAAUUCUGAUUUGAUUCUCAAGAAACAUUUAUUAUUAUCAAUGCUGAAAACAGUUUUCGCUACUUAAUAUUUUGUGGAAAAUGUAAUGCACCACUAAACAAAACAAAACAAAACAAAACACAACAUAACAAAAUAACAACAAAAAACAACACAACAAAACAAAACAAAACAAAAUAACAAAACACAACAUAAAAAAACAACACAACAACAAAACUAAACAACAAACAACACAAAAUACAACAAAAAUAAAUAAAUAAAUAAAUAAAUGUAUUCAGCAAUGGCAUGUUAAAUUAACCAAAAAUAAUAGUAAAAACAUUUAUAAUGUUGCAAAAGUUGUUUGAUUAAAAUAAAUGCUGUUCUUUUCAACGUUCUGUUUAUAAAAGGGUCCUAAAAUAUAUGUAAGGGUUUCCACAGAAGUAUUAAGAAGCAAAGUGUUUUAAACAUUAAUAAUAAGAACCAUUAUUAGUAACUGAGCAAUAAUCGGCAUAUUAGAAUGAUUUUUAAAGGACCAUGUGACAUUUACAGUAAAGAGAUAUUUAUAUAUAGAGUACAUUAAAUUUGAUAACAAACAUUUAUAUAUAAAAUGUAAAAUCUAUAUAUUAAAUUUGAAUAAAAAUUCAAUAAUAUGUGUUGUUUUAAUGCAUGAAUUAAUAAUAAGAUGAAGAAAAUAAUGAAUAGUAAAUGAAGAUGUUCAAAUUCAGAGGCAGAGCGUGAGGUUGAAUGUGAAGCAGGGUGUGUAUCAGGGAGGGUCGAUGUGGCUGCAGAUGUCUCAAGUCGCACAAUCAUCCGGCACUAAAGAAGAGUGUUUGUGACAGCAGGAAGAAUCAAUGCUGAUGAAUUGUCACUACAGUACAGAUCAAUCCUGAAAACUGCAUCAAACACGGUAAGAAUUAACAACUGCGGCAGUCAAGAAAAAUGACGUGGCCCAAAUCCUCAGCUAAACCAUCACAGCUAUUUUAUGACUUGCUGCCAGAGGCUUCAGAAUGUAAUAAAGCAAAACAGUAAGCUAAAACUCCUCACCUCAAUUAUAGCGGUCACAAAAUAGUGUAAAUAAUCACAUUUUAUUUUAAUCGGGAGUCAUAUUUUAUCAUUUAUUUUUUAUUUUUUAAAUGGCUUUAUGGAUGACAGAUUUGUUAGCAAUGCAAAAUUUCCAACGUCUGAAAUUAACCGUGAUAUACGAGUCCAUUUGAAAUGUAAUCAAUGCUGAAGGAUUGGAUUGAAACCGUUAACAUUAAAAGCUUUUCAGAUGAAUCAGUUGAGCCCAGCAGAACUUCUGAGCUCUGCGCCGUCAAACUGAUGGGAUUGUUUAAAGAUCUGAAGCUGCUUUGAAUUAUGUGCUGGCUUUUGAGGAAUUAAUGUAAAUGAUCUUCUGAAAGCAGGAAUAUUAGGACCGACCGUUGUGACUCAUAUUCUGAAAUAAAGUGAAGUCAGAAGCCGCUCAUCACGCUGUUGGCAUCAUAUCUAAUAACAUUUUAGGUUAUAAAUGGUGGCAACGUAUUUAUAGUUGACAAACUAAUUAGCAAUUUACUGCCUGAAAACUGUAUGUUAACUCAAAUAACAAGUAAGCUAUUAUUCCUUUUGUUAAAAUGAUCCAUACAAAAUAUGAAAUUAAUUAAUAUGAAAGCAGCAUAAAUUAAUGCAAAUGUACUGAAUGAUUAGCAUAGUAAACAUUUCAUUUACAUAAUAGAACUAUUAUCAUAGCACAUCAACAAAAAAAAAAAAAAAAAACA
Onychostoma macrolepis is the source of this 6162-nucleotide messenger RNA. RefSeq names its product adhesion molecule with Ig-like domain 3 (gene amigo3). The transcript is spliced from 3 exons. Gene Ontology annotation, molecular function: protein binding. Lineage: Eukaryota; Metazoa; Chordata; Actinopteri; Cypriniformes; Cyprinidae. Gene Ontology annotation, biological process: brain development. The coding region runs from base 1181 to 2557 and encodes 458 amino acids. The record is from RefSeq and is a predicted model, not a curated record.